Messenger RNA from Lacerta agilis (Sand lizard), 1719 nucleotides. Its product is annotated as zinc finger protein 14-like. The record is from RefSeq and is a predicted model, not a curated record. The transcript has 2 exons. Lineage: Eukaryota; Metazoa; Chordata; Lepidosauria; Squamata; Lacertidae. The annotation marks the transcript as partial.
GCAAAGGUUGGAGGGGAGGGGCCGCCAUUCACAUUCCCGGAAGAGGUGCGCGUGUGCAGAGGAGGAGGAAAAAGAGAAAACAAAUAGGAUUUCCUCCCACCUUCGCCCUCCAAAGCAGACAAUGGAGAAGGCAGUCAGAACUCUCUAGGGCCAUGUUCAAUGGAAAUAACGAAGAAACCAUUUAAAUACAUGGAGUGUGAACAGAGAAAGGAGAAACAAUUUGAAAGUAUGGAGUUUGGGAAGAGCUUCAGUGACAGUAGAACCAUAACAAAACAUCAACAGACUCACAUUGAGGAGAAAACAUUUAAAUGUAUGGAAUGUGGAAAGAGCUUCAGUCAGAGUGGAAACCUUAGAAUUCAUCAACGGAGUCACACGGGGGAGAAACCAUUUAAAUGCAUGGAGUGUGGAAAGAGCUUUAGUCAGAGUGGAAACCUAAGAAUUCAUCAACGGAGUCACACGGGGGAGAAACCAUUUAAAUGCAUGGAGUGUGGAAAGUGCUUCGGUCAGAAUGGACACCUUAGAAUUCAUCAACGGACUCACACGGGGGAGAAACCAUUUCAAUGCAUGGAGUGUGGAAAGAGCUUCAGAAAGAGUUGGGACCUUAGAAUUCAUGAACGGACUCACACGGGGGAGAAAUCAUUUAAAUGUGCGGAAUGUGGAAAGAGCUUCAGUGAGAAUGGAAACCUUAGAAUUCAUGAACGGACUCACACGGGGGAGAAACCAUUUCAAUGCAUGGAGUGUGGAAAGAGCUUCAGUCACAGUGGAAGCCUUAGAAUUCAUCAAUGGACUCAUACAGGGGAGAAACCAUUUCAAUGCAUGGAGUGUGGAAAGAGCUUCAGUCACAGUGGAAGCCUUAGAAUUCAUCAACGGAGUCACACGGGGGAGAAAUCAUUUAAAUGUGCGGAAUGUGGAAAGAGCUUCAUGCAGAGUGGAGUCCUUAGAACUCAUCAACGGACUCACACGGGGGAGAAACCAUUUCAAUGCAUGGAGUGUGGAAAGAGCUUCAGUCACAGUGGAAGCCUUAGAAAUCAUCAACGGAGUCACACGGGGGAGAAACCAUUUCAAUGCAUGGAGUGUGGAAAGUGCUUCAGUCAGAGUGGAAACCUUACAAUUCAUCAACGGACUCACACGGGGGAGAAACCAUUUCAAUGCGUGGAGUGUGGAAAGAGCUUCAGACAGAGUUGGGACCUUAGAAUUCAUGAACGGACUCACACGGGGGAGAAAUCAUUUAAAUGUGCGGAAUGUGGAAAGAGCUUCAAUCAGAAUGGAAACCUUAGAAUUCAUGAACGGACUCACACGGGGGAGAAACCAUUUCAAUGCAUGGAGUGUGGAAAGAGCUUCAGUCACAGUGGAAGCCUUAGAAUUCAUCAACGGAGUCACACAGGGGAGAAACCAUUUCAAUGCAUGGACUGUGGAAAGUGUUUCACAGAGGGUGGAAGCCUUAGAAUUCAUCAACGGAGUCACACGGGGGAGAAACCAUUUAAAUGCAUGGAGUGUGGAAAGAGGUUCAGUCAGAAUGGACACCUUAGAAUUCAUCAACGGAGUCACACGGGAGAGAAACCAUUUCAAUGCAUGGAGUGUGGAAAGUGCUUCAGACAGAGUGGAGACCUUAGAAGACAUGAACGGACUCACACGGGAGAGAAACCAUUUCAAUGCAUGGAGUGUGGAAAGUGCUUCAGUAAGAGUGGAAACCUUAAAAUUCAUCAACGGACUCACACG